Messenger RNA from Pelobates cultripes (western spadefoot toad), 6421 nucleotides. Lineage: Eukaryota; Metazoa; Chordata; Amphibia; Anura; Pelobatidae. The record is from the annotation of a GenBank genome assembly.
ACGGCUGUCAACAGUCAAGAUUAUAACAGUCCCAAAGGGCUGUAUGAUAUAGCCAAUUGUAGGUAUAUUAACCAGGAGAAAAAGGAAGAGGAUGGUACCAAAGGAACAAGAAUGGCGAUGAAUAUCAGGUAAGUGUCAAUCCAGACACGCAUUUCGCCUGAGUUAGAGGCUCAUCAGGGGAAGAACUACAUUACUGAGUAUCAGAUAUAUUUCUGAUACAUUGUUGCAUCGAUAUUUAUUUUGCUAAGUAGUUACCUCUUAAGGUGUUAUAUCGAUACUUUGUGCCAUUUAUUCUCUCUUUAUAUACCUCAUAAUUAUAUAUUGAGUUCCGGCUGACCUUAUGAUUAAAGCUAUUUAGCUAGAUAUUGAUGCACAUAUCUAAUUAAGCCAGCUUAGUUUAUUUAAUUUAUUUGUUCACUUUUGUGUGUCAUAUCUCACUUCCCUUUACCUCUAUUUGUGUUCCUUACGUAGACUACUGUUAUUAACUCGCUAUAUUGGAGUUAGGUAGCUACUGUUAGGGUUCUCUGUGGAAAGUUUAUGUGAGUCUUUUCUGUUCAAUAAAGUAUAUAUAUUUUUUAACUGUUAUUCCAUAUACAUAUAUAUACACAUAUACAUAUAUAUACACAUAUAUACAUAUAUAUAUAUAUAAUUUAUUAUUUUUUUCAGGGACAGUUUUUCUUUUUCUUUGCUGUUCAUGAAUAGCAGGAGUGGCAAACUUUCACAGUUGGAGGCCAGGAUGCAGGCUGAUAAACUAGUAGUGAAACAAGUGAUAAGUGCUCUCUAUCCAAUAAAGCAGCUAUUCACCAACAAGGAGUUCCUUUUACCAUGUGAACAAUAGAACAAAACAAGCAAGUAAAUUAGGUGGACAGUGCUAAGAAUUAUUAUAAUAAAAUCAUACAUACACAGGUAGCAGCAGAUUUUGCAAUUAUGUGUCUUACUCUUAAAAAAAAGAACUAAAAAGUACAAUGAUAGUGCAGUAUGUUAUGAAUAAUAUGGUGAUAAAGAUAUAUUCCAAAGUGGCACUCACGUUUUCCAGAGCUUAAAAAGCUCUAUUUUAGGAGUCUGGAGGAACAAUCCCUGUCUAAGGAUUUCUUUUUGCUGGUAUCAGAUUCCCAAGGUAGUGCGGUUCAUCAUAUGAAAAAAAUAAGGAUGUAUACCAUUGGUACAGUACAUAUGUAAAAGUAGGAAAAGUAAAUAAUAUUUGACCUACUUACAUUUGCUAGAACAAUGACCUGCUCUAGUGCAUGGAGCUUUAGGUGGAACAAUCCCCACCUAGGGAUAUAUGUAGAUCCGGAACAGCAGAGUGAUGGUGAGAGUAUAAGGAGCUAAAGAGUGACUAGGUAUUAAAACAGAAUCUUUAUUAAUAAACAGAAUUAAUAAAACUAUUUAAAAGUAGUGAUGUCCCGAACGGUUUGCCGAACGGUUUGCCGAACGGUUCGCGAACGGUUCGCCACGAACGGUUCGCCACGGACUCAUCAUUGAGUAAACUUUGACCCUGUACCUCACAGUCUGCAGACACAUUCCAGCCAAUCAGCAGCAGACCCUCCCUUCCAGACCCUCCCACCUCCUGGACAGCUCACUAAGAAUGCAGCUUCACAAUGAAUGUAAAAUGGAUGCUGUCCAGGAGGUGGGAGGGUCUGGGAGGGAAGGUCUGCUGCUGAUUGGCUGGAAUGUGUCUGCUGACUGUGAGGUACAGGGUCAAAGUUUACUCAAUGAUGAGUCCGUGGCGAACCAUUCCGCGAAUUGUUCGGGACAUCACUACUUUUAAAUAGUUUUAUUAAUUCUGUUUAUUAAUAAAGAUUCUGUUUUAAUACCCAGUCACUCUUGAGCUCCUUAUACUCUCACCAUCACUCUGCUUUUCUGGAUCUACAUAUAUCCCUAGGUGGGGAUUGUUCCACUUAAAGCAUCACUAUUUAAAAGUGAACUAUAUAGUAAAAAGAACUAUAAAUAAAACCAGUCCUUGUAGGCAAUCCUUAAUCUCCACUUGACAUGUUUCGCUUACAGCUUUCUCAAAACUGAAUGUCUGCUGUUCACGUCAGUUAAUGUUUAAAUAGUCUCUUAAUUUCUCUAUUCAGUUCUGUAAUUCUGGUUCCAGGUCAUUUGUUACAUAAUUUCCGGUUUGGUGGACAUCUCCAUGAUGAUAGCGCCAUUUUGGAUAAGGGCAAAAGUCCAGUAAACUAAUUGAUAGUAGCAAAAUACAUACAAACAGGUGGAGUAUCUUGGUUCGUUGAUGCAAAAUAAAAUGUAAUUUAAAUGAGAACUGUAACGACAGAAAGAAAUGACAAAAUCUAGUGUAGUAUUAUAGAGUACAUAAGUAGUUUCAUGUAUAAUAUAUGAUUCGGUACUCACAAAAGGAGAGCCAAAAGAAAAUGGCUCAAUUUAAACGCCUGUGGAAUAAUUAUAAGGGUUCCCACUCCCUCUCUGUGCAGCAGCUGUAUCUGAAUCCCUUGGUGUUAUUCUGAAGAGACCAUCACCAUUCCUGUCAAAGGUAAUUCUUCUUUUAAUAAAAAAAGGGGGUAUACAUAAAAUACAAAUAAACUUAAAAUACAAAGAAAUAAAAUAAAAACUUUAAAAAAAAAUCACUCAAUGUGAUAGAGAUGUUGAAGUUGUCCACUCUGGGAUAGCAAGACGCGUUUCGCCUAAUAAUUAGGCUUCCUCAGUUGCUCCUGAUAUAUGCUUUCAAACGUUCGUUCUUUUAUACCCCUCUCUGAUGAGGGAACACCGGGCGUCUGUUGUGUAACCUCUUCUUCUGGGUUCCGUAUUUCGUCGUCACUUCCGUUUUCUGUUUUCAACGUAUUUCCGGUUUUCAGAUCGCUCCGAUAUUGGAACGCAUAUGCGUUCCACUCCUUGAAAAAACUUUAUUUGCAUAUGCAUAUAGUGCAAAUUUAAACCUGGCUUCCUUUUCAUUUCAUAUAUAUUCACUUGUGGAACAUAUGAGUAUUCUAUCUCUAAGGGAGGUGAAUAUUUAUCUUAUAUAAAUAUGUACACAAUAAUAUAAAAUAUAAAGCUUAUAAGAAAAAAUAAAAAUAAAAAAUAAAAUAAAAACCAUUAAAAAUAAUGAUCAAUAUAUAAAACUAGGAAACAUCCAUAAAAUAAGAACAUCAAACAUAAGUGAAAAAAUGAUAAUGUAAUACAUCCUAAGUGUAAAAGACCAAAUCCCAUACAUAAAAAACAUAGACACCAUAUAUAGAGGUGCAAAUAGCAAUAAUCUUUAAUACCUAUACUUAGGUCUAAGUGCCAAAAGUAGCAGCUAGCCCAUUGUGUAACAUAUAAGCAGAAUUAUUUUUUGAGGAAAUGGCAAAUCUCAAAAUCAGAAUUUAACCCAUUAGGUAUCAGGGAGUUAAAAUUAAAAAUGAAUUUCAUUUCCUCCUUCCCUAGUUUGUUCAUAUAAUCUCCUCCUCUCCAAUGUUUAGUUACUAAUUUUAUUGCACAAAAUAGGAGGCCUGUAGGGUCUUGGUUAUGGGUCAUUUUAAAGUGCUGUGAAACAGAAUGCGUUUCUAGGCCUUUUCUGAUAUUCCGUACAUGCUCUGGAAUUCUUGUAUGGAGGGGUCAUAUUGUUCUUCCUAUAUAAAGUAGAUUGCAGGGACAUCUUAGGACAUAAAUAAUUCCUUUAGAAUGACAUGUAAGAUGGUCUUUUAUCUAAUACUGUUGGCCUACUAAUUCGCUUAUGUCCAAGAGGUGUCUUUUUUUGCUUUUCGUUGCCCUGCAUGGUAGACAUUCCCCACAACCAUAAAAACCUACAAGGUUGUUAAAAAAAUGGUCUGGUUUGGUGACAUCUAAACUGCUCCUAACCAAAAUAUUUCGUAAAUUCUUAGUUCCUCUAUAUAUAAUUUUAGGUUUUGGAGGUAAAAUAGCUUUUAGAAUUGGAUCAUCUCUCAAGAUAUGCCAAUGUUUUUUUAUGGCGUUUUGAAUUUUUUUAGUAUUUCCGUUAUAUCUACAUAUAAAAGGAAUGUCCUCAUUUCUUUGAGAGGUAUUCUUGGAUUUAUAUUUUAAAAGUUGUUUUCUUUCUAAAAGUUUUAUAUCUUCUAAGUCUUUUUUUAAUUUAGUUUCCUCGUAACCUUUCUCUAAAAAUUGAUUCAUUAAAUACUUUGAUUGUUCUGUAUAUACUUGUGUAUCUGUGCAGUUUCUCCUUAAUCUCUUAAACUGUCCUCUCUGUGCAUUAACGAGCCAAGGAGUAUGAUGACAACUGGUUCUAUCAAUAUAACUAUUAGUGUCCACCGGUUUAAAAUAGUUUUUUGUACAAAUAUUCGAAUUUUCAAUAUAUAUGUUUAAAUCCAAAAAGUUAAUUUCUGUGUGGCUCGUAUUGCAAGUAAGUUUGAUGCCCCAAUCAUUAUUAUUAAGAAACUGUAAAAAGUUGGUAAGUUCUUGGUUGUCUCCCGUCCAAAUAAAAAAUACAUCGUCGAUAUAUCUGCGGUAGGACACCAAAUUUGCCACCCAGUCAUGUCCGCUGGAAACAAAUAUAGUAUCAUUCCCCACAACAAGGGACUAGAGGCAGCAAAACAUUUUUUAGAAAAAUCUCUUUUUAAGAAAGAACAAAUAGAUUUUAUUUUGGAAGGAAUUCUUCUAAUUUUAACCAACAAUUAUUUUUGGUUUCAGGACCAGUUUUUUCUGCAGAUCUGUGGUACAGCAAUGGGCACCAAGUUUGCUCCCAGCUAUGCCAAUCUUUUUAUGGCAUAUUGGGAAGAACAUUUUGUUUCCAGCGGACAUGACUGGGUGGCAAAUUUGGUGUCCUACCGCAGAUAUAUCGACGAUGUAUUUUUUAUUUGGACGGGAGACAACCAAGAACUUUUUACAGUUUCUUAAUAAUAACGAUUGGGGCAUCAAACUUACUUGCAAUACGAGCCAUACAGAAAUUAACUUUUUGGAUUUAAACAUAUAUAUUGAAAAUUCGAAUAUUUGUACAAAAAACUAUUUUAAACCGGUGGACACUAAUAGUUAUAUUGAUAGAACCAGUUGUCAUCAUACUCCUUGGCUCAUUAAUGCACUGAGAGGACAGUUUAAGAUAUUAAGGAGAAACUGCACAGAUACACAAGUAUAUACAGAACAAUCAAAGUAUUUAAUGAAUCAAUGUUUAGAGAAAGGUUACAAGGAAACUAAAUUAAAAAAAGACUUAGAAGAUAUAAAACUUUUAGAAAGAAAACAACUUUUAAAAUAUAAAUCCAAGAAUACCUCUCAAAGAAAUGAGGACAUUCCUUUUAUAUGUAGAUAUAACGGAAAUACUAAAAAAAUUCAAAACGCCAUAAAAAAACAUUGGCAUAUCUUGAGAGAUGAUCCAAUUCUAAAAGCUAUUUUACCUCCAAAACCUAAAAUUAUAUAUAGAGGAACUAAGAAUUUACGAAAUAUUUUGGUUAGGAGCAGUUUAGAUGUCACCAAACCAGACCAUUUUUUUAACAACCUUGUAGGUUUUUAUGGUUGUGGGGAAUGUCUACCAUGCAGGGCAACGAAAUGCAAAAAAAGACACCUCUUGGACAUAAGCGAAUUAGUAGGCCAACAGUAUAAGAUAAAAGACCAUCUUACAUGUCAUUCUAAAGGAAUUAUUUAUGUCCUAAGGUGUCCCUGCAAUCUACUUUAUAUGGGAAGAACAAUACGACCCCUCCAUACAAGAAUUGCAGAGCAUGUACGGAAUAUCAGAAAAGGCCUAGAAACGCAUUCUGUUUCACAGCACUUUAAAAUGACCCAUAACCAAGACCCUACAGGCCUCCUAUUUUGUGCAAUAAAAUUAGUAACUAAACAUUGGAGAGGAGAAGAUUAUAUGAACAAACUAGGGAAGGAGGAAAUGAAAUUCAUUUUUAAUUUUAACACCCUGAUACCUAAUGGGUUAAAUUCUGAUUUUGAGAUUUGCCAUUUCCUCAAAAAAUAAUUCUGCUUAUAUGUUACACAAUGGGCUAGCUGCUACUUUUGGCACUUAGACCUAAGUAUAGGUAUUAAAGAUUAUUGCUAUUUGCACCUCUAUAUAUGGUGUCUAUGUUUUUUAUGUAUGGGAUUUGGUCUUUUACACUUAGGAUGUAUUACAUUAUCAAUUUUUCACUUAUGUUUGAUGUUCUUAUUUUAUGGAUGUUUCCUAGUUUUAUAUAUUGAUCAUUAUUUUUAAUGGUUUUUAUUUUAUUUUUAUUUUUUCUUAUAAGCUUUAUAUUUUAUAUUAUUUUGUACAUUUAGAAUAUUUAAAUAAGAUAAAUAUUCACCUCCCUUAGAGAUAGAAUACUCAUAUGUUCCACAAGUGAAUGUAUAUGAAAAGAAAAGGAAGCCAGGUUUAAAUUUGGACUAUAUGCAUAUGCGAAUAAAGUUUUUUCAAGGAGUGGAACGCGGAGCGAUCUGAAAACCGGAAAUACGUUGAAAACAGAAACCGGAAGUGACGACGAAAUACGGAACCCGGAAGAAGAGGUUACACAACAGACGCCCGGUAUUCCCUCAUCAGAGAGGG